AUAACUCUGAAUGUUCAUCCCAAAAGUUUUACCCGCUGGCACUCCCCACCACGCAUUCUCUCUCCCCACCCCCAACGCAGCGAUUGCAGGAACCAUUUCACUUAUCUGGGAGAAUUCAGAGAGGUACAUUUCACUUAUUUGGGAGAAUUCAGAGAGGUACGGAGAAAUUCAAUCCCUUUCCUCAUGAUUAUGUCAGUGCAUUUCUCUCUUGCUGCUUUGAUUUGAUUAGCCUAGUUUGGUAAUCGGAGUAAAGCAGAUAGCCAUGUUUGGGAAAAUAAGUUUCUGCAGAGAGUGCACCCUUGUUAAUUUGUUGAUCCUGUCUGUAAUAGCAUCAAGAUGCUUGUCAGCUCCCACAGAAAGAUUAGGCAGUAUUUUUCAGAACCAAUCAAUUUUAGAUGGGCAGACACUAGUGUCCAUGAGCAGAAUUUUCGUGCUCGGUUUCUUUAGCCCUGGAGCUUCGAGCAAGCGAUAUGUUGGUAUAUGGCACAACGAUGUUUCAGAAAGAAGAGUUGUAUGGGUUGCCAACAGGAACGAUCCAUUACAAGAUACUUCUGGCAUACUUAAGUUUGAUAACAGUAGCAAUCUGAUCGUUUUAGAUGGGAGGGGCAACUCAUUCACAGUGGCUUAUGGACGGGGAGUGCAAGAUGUGGAGGCUGCAAUGCUGGAUAACGGCAAUUUCAUCUUAAGGAGCAUCACGAACCAAGCUAAGAUCAUAUGGCAGAGCUUUGACUCUCCUACUGAUACAUGGUUCCCUGGAAUUAAUAUUACACUUGGUGCUAAAUUGCUGACUUCAUGGAAGAGCUAUGAUGACCCAGCAGUAGGGGAUUAUUCUUUUGGACCUGGCAUAACUAAUGCAUCUCAACUCAUUAUCUGGUGGAAAGGGAUCCAAUUUUGGACCAGUUUACGCUGGAAUGGUGAUACCAACUCUCUCAUUCCAGAGCUGACAUCUCUUGGUAUCAUCCCUGUUUUAUUUCAAUGUGACAACCUUACAUGUACAUACACUGCCAAUCCCAGAGACACAAUGACAAAGAUUGUGUUAGAUCCAAAUGGUUCAUUGAACAUAGCCCAAUUUAGUCCUGUAACUGAGUCAUGGACUCUGUUAUGGCGACAGCCUCCUAGCUGUGAGGUAUCUAACAUAUGUGGUGUUUUUGGUAUAUGCAACAACAAUAUGUCACCCAUAUGUCAUUGUCCACUAGGCUUUGAACAACAAGCAGGAGAUACCCGGAAAGGGUGCACUAGGCAAAUCCAACUGCAGUGUAAUGGUGAUAGGUUUGUUAAUAUGUCCAAUAUGCGAUUCCCUGACUCAAGAGUUAAACUUUCUGUUAUGGGAGACGGCAAAUGCCAAUUGGAAUGCAUGAAAAAUUGCUCCUGCACUGCAUACACUUAUUCUGUAUUGGAUGGUUGCAGCCUAUGGUAUGGCAAUUUAACAAAUAUGCAGGACGGAUAUAAGAGUGGAGCAGGGACUCUUUAUCUUCGUGUUGCUAAUAGUUCAGGUCACAAAUUACUUUGGAUAGCUGGUGUACUUCCUUCAAUUGGAUUUCUUAUUUUUUGUCUGAUCUUGUUUAUUUGGAUCAGCAGAUCAAAAAACAAAGGAAAAGGAAAACAGGAUGGUCAUCACUCCAUAAUGACUUCGGAUGCUAUCAAACUCUGGGAGGAAAACAUGCUUGGAGAAGGGGGGUUUGGCCCAGUGUACAAGGGCCACUUACCGGAUGGGCAAGAGAUUGCUGUUAAGAGACUGGCAGCAAAUUCAGGGCAAGGGUUAACUGAGUUUAAAAACGAAGUCCUCCUCAUAGCUAAACUUCAGCACAGCAAUUUAGUCCGGCUGUUAGGUUGCUGCAUUGAAGAGGAAGAGAUGCUAUUAGUGUAUGAGUACAUGCCAAACAAAAGCUUGGAUUUCUUCUUAUUUGAAAAAUCAAGAAGAGCUUUGCUAGACUGGGAGAUGCGCAUGAACAUAAUCGAAGGGGUCGCGCAGGGUCUUAUCUAUCUCCACAAGCAUUCUCGGCUCAGGGUUAUCCAUAGGGACCUGAAAGCAAGCAACAUUUUGCUGGACACUGAUAUGAACCCUAAGAUCUCGGACUUUGGGAUGGCGAGAAUAUUCGAUCCCAAAGGAACGCAAGCCAAUACGAAAAGAGUUGUAGGAACAUAUGGCUACAUGGCUCCCGAGUAUGCUAUGGCAGGCAAUUUCUCCACCAAGUCCGAUGUGUUUAGCUACGGAGUGUUGCUUCUGGAGAUUAUCAGUGGAAUGAGAAACGCUGGACCUCGAAGGCAUGGCAACUCCGUUAGCCUCCUUGGUUACGCAUGGGAACUAUGGAACGAAGGCAGGUGCCAUGAGCUCAUCGAUAAACCAUUACGCGGCAGGUGUCCUGAGAACGUAGCGUUAAGAUGCAUCCAUGUCAGCUUGCUGUGUGUUCAGGAGCAAGCUGCGGAUCGGCCCUCCAUGACUGAGGUCAUUUCAAUGAUUACCAACGGAAGUGCCACGUUACCAGACCCAAAGCAGCCCGGUUUCCUCUCCAUGUUGGUCCCAAACGAAACCGAUGUCGCUGAAGAAACAUGCUCCCUGAAUGGUCUCUCAGUCACCAUCCUUGACGGAAGAUAGCACUAGUUCAAAUCGCCGCCUUUCUUUGCUUGGUCCAUGCAUGCGCGUUACCAUUGCAUCACUUUGCAUGGUAUUUCCCAAAAGUUAUAUUACGGGAGCCUGAAAGUUUUGUUCUCAUGCAUCCAGGCUAAUGGUAUAUAAGCAUCGCCGCAUCAUUGAGUCCUUGUCCUUAGAGGAACGUAUGGUUGUUGAUGGUGCCAACCUGGCAUUAUGACUUUCUGAUUUCAUCACAUAUUUUCAUCCAGGCUAUAUAUAUGCUCGCUUUUAUUCUGUUCGGUCAAGAUU
Messenger RNA from Zea mays, 2881 nucleotides. RefSeq lists its product as uncharacterized. Bases 263 to 2596 code for a protein of 777 amino acids. Lineage: Eukaryota; Viridiplantae; Streptophyta; Magnoliopsida; Poales; Poaceae. The transcript has 8 exons. Gene Ontology annotation, molecular function: ATP binding; protein serine/threonine kinase activity. Gene Ontology annotation, cellular component: plasma membrane. The record is from RefSeq and is a predicted model, not a curated record. Gene Ontology annotation, biological process: protein phosphorylation; recognition of pollen.